UGGAUAAUUAACCUACUACUGCAUUUAUUUAGCGUUUAAUAAAAAUAAUUGUUGUUAAUAUACUAACUGUUCGUAUUCUCUAUUUUUAAUAAGUAUUUUAUGAUAAAAAAUAAAUAAAAAUAUUAAAGCUCACAUUAGAUGUUUCUAAAUCGUGCAUAAAGGUAAGAAGACGACACUUUCCACGUUUGUUGCGAUAUUUCCUCGCAUACUCGGUCCACACAAAAGCACUAAUCGUCCAUAACCUCCCAGAUAAUCAAGACAAAACACACGGAAUGUGCCCUGGGCGGUGUGCAGAUUGCAAUAGCAGUCGCUCGCACGAUAGCAGAGCUCUGUAGCAGAGGGGUUGAGUUUGACUACUGGACACUCCUACAGCCGAACACAAUUUGCAGCAGUCGGACACGGUUAAAUCCUAAAUUUACAACUGGAACAGCCUACAGAUUUAAUAAACUAUGCAGAUUGUUUGGCCCUUCCUUGCUGCUGCUUUUUGUGCAGUGUCAGUCUCUGCAGUCUCUACCUAUCGCAAAGCUAUAGACCAUGGCAAUCAGCUGAUUCUGGAGCUUCCAGAAAGGACAGAUAAACUGGAGUUUGCUUCUGCUGAUGAAACUGAACAUUAUAUCAUCUGGGAAAACAGAUUGACAGCUUGGUACAGUAGAACCAAAAAAGGACACGUGACCUCUACCAAUAAUGGCUGGACAUUCAAAAUCCAACAGGCUACGUUUGACGAUGAGGGGACCUAUCUCGUGCGCAACAUCUUUGGCUCAGCCAUCUCCAGUUAUACAGUGAAGGUCCAGACCAACACUGAUACCAUUCCGCGUAUCGCUGGAGAAACUCUGAAAAUACCACUGAGAGGACUCAAAAUGUCUAAUGUCACGCUUCGCUUUUACGAUAAUGAUUCAGCCAUCACCCUGGUAGAGAAUGGAGUUCCUGUAGGCAAAAACUACCGGGACUACUAUAACCGACUUAAAGUGUACUUGAAUUCAAUUGAGGUUGUCAAUGUCAACACAUCAGACUUGGGUAGAUACGAGCUCACCGAUAAGAAAGGCAGACUGAUCUCAAGCAAUACAAUGAUACUAGUUGAUCAUCAUCCGUUUACUCCUAAUUUGGGUCUAUUAGCCAUUCUGCUGGUUGGCGUUCCUGGUGGAAUCUGCUAUUGCUGCCGAAGAAGAUUGUGCAAAUGUUGCCGGACCUCCAAAUCAAACACUCACAGCGCCACCUCCCCUAAUUCUGAACCAGUGUCUAUACCUUGCAAUGUGAUUGAUCCAAGCAUUAAUCCUGGAGGUAUGCCUCAAAGCCCUCUCUAUCCUGCUGUACCUCAACCCGGAGUUUCCCCAGGUCAUCCUUCCAAUUGGAAUCAACCUGCUCCACCCUACCACCCAUAUACUCAUGAGGGUUAUAAUCCUGUGAAUGUGCCUCAAAACCCUGUCUAUCCACCUCAAUCUGCACCCACUCAUCCUCCCCAGUGGAAUGACCCUGCCUCCCAGAACAACCCAUUUCCAAAUCAGGGCUUUAAUCCUGGGAAUGUGCCUCAAAACCCGCUCUAUCCACCUCAGUCUGGACCCACAUAUACUGAACCUGCCUCCCAAUACAACCCGUCUCCUGCUAUGAACUAUUCUUCUCCUGGGCCUGAAACCACAGGGAUGACUACGAAUGAUCCACCUCAAACUGCGCCCCUGCUUGCACCCCAGCCUGAGGGUUACAGGUCUGCUCUGGACAGCCUUUCAAUGAAUAUGCUCAGCACUAGCGACUCUGGGGUCCAGUUUGACAUCAACAAAGGAAAGUCUACAAGCAACAACUUCCUGUAGUUUCUCCAAAAUGCUGGAUUAUCCUCGUAAGGGAAGCAGAAAACAAAACAUAACCUUUUAACGUCACUCUCUUUUGGCUCAUUUUAAUAGUAGGAAAGCAGAAGUUAAAUAAUACCAAAGAUGGAAAGAUCAUCUUUACAACCUCCUACCUCCAUAUUUGCAGGUGAAACAUCUUUAUAUUAUAAUCACAUACCACAAGAAGUUGUGAAUGGGCUUCCAGUGACACUCAUAGCUGAUAGCUGUGUUUGUGUGUUUGUGUGUAUAGUGGACAACAAAGCAAUAUCCAUAGACAGAGAAGCUCACUUUCAACAGGGACAUUCACAAACUCCAAUAAUAAAAUUAAAGCUCGUCUGUAGAAAAUAAUAGAAGACAUCUUGGGAAUUGUGUUUUUGUCCAUACAAUGGAGAUCGCAGUACUGUCUGGUUAACAAUAUCCUUUAAAAUUAGUUCUUCUGCUAUUAACAGACUAACAAAAUGCAUGCACGUUUGAUUAAAAUAUGAUAACUGUCACACCUAUUAUUUUAGGACUUAACUAUCCCUUUAAAGUAACACUGAGCUGCUAUUUUUUUAAUUUCCCCAUGGGUCAGUCCUAACCCUUUAUCAGAGGGACCUAUUAAGGGGUUAACGGGACUUUGUGUAGAACUAUGUAUAAUAAAACAUAUAUAAAAAAGGCUUAAUAGUAUUAAAACUUUAAUUUAGGAUGUUGUUGUGCAGGUAGUUUUUUAGUUCUUUUAACAGCGCUGUAUAUUAUUAAAUAACCUCUCGUCUCUUGAGAGGCAAGGAAAAUAAGUACUUAUCGUUGUGUUUGCUGUUAAAGUAGUGUCUGAAACAAAUUGUUAUAUAUUAUAAAGAAAGGCAGUUCCACAUUUAAAAUAUAUAUUUGCAAACACAGGUAACUCCUUGUUUAUUAAUGUUUAUUAGUUGGUAGACAUUGCAUAUACACCCUUCCUGUAUACAAACGCACUUACAUGUAUCUUCAGCCAUUAAAUUAACACACAGGAUAGACAUUCACUCACUGGCCACUUUAUUAGGUACACCUGUCCAACUGCUUGUUGACGCAAAUUUCUAAUCAGCCAAUCACAUGGCAGCAACUCAGUGCAUUUAGGCAUGUAGACAUGGUCAAGACGAUCUGCUGCUGUUUAAACAUGAUCAUGUCCAUCCCUUUAUGACCACAGUGUACCCAUCUUCUGAUGGCUACUUCCAGCAGGAUAAUGCGCCAAUUUAUGAAGUGUGAAUCAUCUCAGACUGGUUUCUUGGACAUGACAAUGAGUUCACUGUACUCAAAUGGCCUCCACAGUCACCAGAUCUCAAUCCAAUAGAGCACUUUUGGGAUGUGGUUGAACGGGAGAUUCGCAUCAUGGAUGUGUAGCCGACAAAUCUGCAGCAACUGCUUGAUGCUAUCAUGUCAAUAUGGACCAAAAUAUCUGAGGAAUAUUUCCUGUGCCUUGUUGAAUCUAUGCCAUGUAGGAUUAAGGCAGUUCUGAAGGCAAAAUGGGGUCCAACCUGGUACUAGUAAGGUGUACCUAAUAAAGUGGCCGGUGAGUGUGAUUGUUAAUGCAUGGAAGUAAAUAAAAUGUAGGCUUUCAGGGAAUUUUCCUAACUACCACAGAUAGCAUACCAGUAGCUGCAUUAGGGCAUUUUAUUACAUUUUGCUUGAAAACAUUUAAAAUGGUGCAAACAGCUACAAUGUCAAUGUGUAUAAGUAGUAUAGUGACAUUUUUAACUUGUAACAGACAACAUCAAUGCCUUACUUUAAACUAAGCUGCAUAUCACAGUAAUAUAAAAGGUCUACUACUGUUCUCAAUGAAAGAAAUGCUUUUAGUUUCAGCCUACUGUACAGUGCAGUGCUGUAUUGCCUAAUGUUUUAUUGUGGUCAUCAUGUUCUCUGUAUUUUUGAUUCGUCUUUUGUUUUUUAAUAGUGCCAACUUGUGUUGUAAUACUCCUCGUUCCAUGCUGCACUAUACGAACAAACUGAAUGUAAUUUGGUUUAACAACUUGAACUGUAAUAAGAUGACAAUCAGCAUGACUGUCAUUAUAACUCGAACACCUCAAGCGUUUUGUAAACCGACUGUGCAAAUGUGUGCAAAUGCUGCAGAUUCAGUAGUCAUGAUACAAAAAAAUAAAUAAAAAUAAAACGGUGGAGAAGCU
Molecule: messenger RNA, 3949 nt
Organism: Danio rerio (zebrafish)
Lineage: Eukaryota; Metazoa; Chordata; Actinopteri; Cypriniformes; Danionidae
Source: RefSeq, a predicted model, not a curated record